AUGAAUAACCGCGCCGACACCAAAGCCAAAUUAAACGCUAAUUUAAGCCUUUCCAAACAUUUGUCAUCCAAAAAAGGUUCCAGAACCUCCAAUUGCGGCAACUUCCUAGAGUUCUCCGUGCUUACUCUAAUCCAAAGCGUUCCCUGAUUUCUUUACACCCCUCGUAAACCAAACAAUCUAAAUUUGUCAACAUGGUGCAUAAAACUCGCUCAUCUCGUAAAUCCUGCCCCGUCAUGGAUGUCAGCCCACUACGCAACACUUUGCCCAUCGCGGCAAACAAA
Messenger RNA from Musca vetustissima, 281 nucleotides. RefSeq lists its product as uncharacterized. Lineage: Eukaryota; Metazoa; Arthropoda; Insecta; Diptera; Muscidae. The coding region runs from base 1 to 147 and encodes 48 amino acids. The record is from RefSeq and is a predicted model, not a curated record. The transcript is spliced from 2 exons.